Molecule: messenger RNA, 3359 nt
Organism: Sycon ciliatum
Lineage: Eukaryota; Metazoa; Porifera; Calcarea; Leucosolenida; Sycettidae
Product: golgin subfamily A member 1-like
Exons: 28
Coding region: 158-2632 (824 amino acids)
Cellular component (GO): Golgi apparatus
Source: RefSeq, a predicted model, not a curated record
AACUGAUCAAGCAAAUAUCACACUUUCACAGCAAUCAAUUUUGCAAACUGAACGAUAACAAGUACAUGUAACCUGGGCAUGAUUUCUCCUAAUUGUUUAGAAGACUUGGUGGUAAAGCUGCCGAUUGUCGUCCUGGAAAAGAUUUUAAGUUGUAGCCAUGUUCAAAAAGUUGAAGAAGAAGGUGGCUGAGGACCCAACCCUUGGGUUGCCCGAAUCGAGUGGCAAGACAACAAAAGGAGUACUACCAUCUGGCCCAAAUGUGUUGAAUCGUCCCACAAAGACGAUUGGUUUGUCCAGUGAUGACGAUCAGUCCACGUCGGAGUCUUCACUUUCUCCAGGAUCUGCCAUUCGAAUUCAGGCUUCUACCCCUGCGAAACUUGAACCCGAUCCUUCACUAGCGUCUCAGAAGCCAGGGGAGAAUGCAGUGGAGACUGGCGGUGAUUCCCAGGCACAGUGUGAACCAACAAUAUCCUCUCCGACAACAAAAAGCGAGGAUUCUACUUUGGAACUUCAGGAACAAUUGAAGUAUUUGCAGCAGCGUUUAACUACAGCAGAGGCAAGUGAAAGUGCUGCCUAUUUGGAGAGGGAACAUUCAGAGCGCCAGUUGGCUGAGCUAAGGAAGCAAGUGGGCGAUCUAUCCAGUUUGGUGGCUGAGCAUCAAAACAAGUUUCAGACAUGCAAUGAGGAUCUCUCUGCUAACCGGUUAGCUCUUCGGGACCGUGAAGCUACUAUUGAUGAACUACGUGGGGAAAGCUCAAGGCUUAGUGAAAAGCUAUCGACUGAAGAGUCACGCCACCAGAGAGCUAGCGAUGAAUUGUCAAGAUUGACAAUUCGGCUAAAAGAACUGGAAGAACGGCUAACCACCACUGAUGAACGUCUGAAGGCUAUUUGUUUGGAGCGAGAUGAGCUGCGUACUACACUUGAUAGUGAGCGACAGGAUGCCGUGUUGAAACGUCGCGACUUGCUCACUGCCCAAGAGCAAUGCCGUCAAUUGCAAGGGCAGCUGUCGUCACAACAGAAUCUCCACUCGGAAGAAGUUGCCGGCCUCCGGGAUAGGUUGUCAACCAUCGGCCAACAACUUGCUGAUAGUGAUCAUCCUGAAGGGAGUCAAGUAGCUGCUCUUGCUGCCGAGCGCGAUGAUGUGGAGAAGCGACUAAGUGAAGCUCGUAAGCUGCUAGCUGACCAACAGGCAGCAAGUGAUGAGAAAUUGGGGAAGCUGGAAAUACUGAACGAAGAGAAAGACACUGAACUGAUGCAGUUGCAUCAGAAGUUAGAGGAUGUUGAACAAUCUCUUCAAGCGCAUGUUACUUUGGUCAGUGAGCUGCGGGAUGAGCUGAAGUCCAGUCAGCAUCAACAGGAACUGACCCAGAAUGACAAUGCCGUUCAGCUAGCAGCCUUGUCAUCUCAGCUGAAGGAAGCUCAAGAACGGUCUUGGCAUGCGGAAGAAGAGCUCCAACAACUGAAAGAUCGCUCAGAGAAUAAUCUCACAGAGAACGAGACACGAAUCGAUGAGCUUAGUGAACAGCUGGCUAAAGCACGUGAGCAGCUGGCUGAUUCCAUGAUGAAGUCCUCUAGCCUUGUCAGUGAGCUGGAAAACCAGCUUGGUCAAUUGCAAACUGCUCGAGAUAUUGACAAAGCAACGGCAGACAGCAAAUUGGGUACCCUAAGACAAGAAUGCAGUGAGUUGCGGCAGAAUCUUGCAGACAAUCGCAGGCUUGUGUCUGCUUCUGCAAAGGAGCGGGCCUUUCUUGAUGCGGAUCUAACUGUUGCCGUUACAUCCAUCCAGACCAGAAAUCAGUCUCUAAUGGCGUUUGGCAGGGAGAUUGAGUAUACGGUGGAUUCGGAUCUAGCAGAGUCUUCCCUGUACUCUGAUGAGGAUGGUAAAUUGCGUCACAGCAUGCUAGACAAGUGGAGGGACGAGCAAAGGAAAUUUUUGGAAUUUGCUCAAACUUCCCUGUCAACGGAACGAUCGAAGCGUCAUGAUCAGGAAGAAGAUUCACGACGUCUGGUGAACUCCUUAGAGCUGGAGCAAUAUGCAACAAGACAGCUACGAGAAGAACUAACUUCGGCCAAGACGUCCCUGGAGGAGCUGUCAUCCACGUCGAAUCACGAUGCGGCAGUUUUGAACCCGUCUAGUAAUUCGAAUGGUGUGUCUCAUGCACCGAUCGACACUACCGAUGCUACCAGAUCAGCACUGAUGGACCAGACAACAUCUUCGGAUGCCAUGGCAGAGCUUGCUGAACUUCAUCAGAAGGUGGCUCGCAUGGAAGAAGACAUGGCCGAAAAGAAUCAGACUGUCAAACAACAACAGCAGCUCCUUGGAGAUCUACGAAAGCAGCUGCAGCGUCAUGUGGGUAAACCAGUUUCGGCAAAGCUACAUCCUGUGUCAUCAGCUGACCUGUCACCCCCACAUGGAUCUAUGUCGAGCCAGAAGCUUGAUCCAGUGAAUGACUUAUACCUGAAGAAUGUCAUUCUGCGUUAUAUGUGCAGUACAGACUGGGAGGCGCAACACUUGAUAAAAGCGGUUUCAACACUUUUGAGGUUUACAUCCCAAGAGGAGAAGCUAGUCCGUGACUACUUUGCGUACAAGACCUCUUGGUUCGGAGCUAAGCCUGGACAGCCACCUUCCUAACACCUGCGAUGUAGCUACAGAAAUAUCUUGAUUGAAAGACUCUGUGUGUGUGUGUGUGUGUGGCCCAUAUCUGUUAGCCCAUGCAGUGUGUUGCAGGGCUAUGCGGUUAUAAUGUUGAGAAGUCCGUACUAUUCGGGGGCCAACCCAUGCAUGCUAUUUAACUUUGCGUUCAACAAUGCCAAGCGCAAACGCUGCAUCCUUUUUCACGAAUCGCAGUACAUCUCUCCAUAUAUUUUUAUGUCAUUUAUCUUUCUGGUUGCACCAUGUUUAGUAUUUUGUUAUUUGGGGGUAAAUUAUUUUCAGUUUUUUUUUCUGCUACCAUGCAUGAAUAGAUGUGCACCCUUUGCUUACUUGCUGCCAUGCCAUGUGCCGUUCCUGCAUUUCAUCAUCUGUUGACCGCGAUCUCAUGAGAAUAUACAGUGAUGCUUUGAAAGUACUACUUUGCGACUAAUAGAAUAUUUCGUUCAGUUCUUAUGCGUUGCCGUAGCUAAGAAGAAAUUCAUUUGAACCAGGUAGGACCACCUCAAGUAGGGCCACGCCAAGGCUAAAGGGCUACCAACUGACUGUGUAGGAAUGCACCAAGAUGACCUAUGACAUUCAUCGCGGCAUCCAGGGCAAUUUAGAAUGCAUCUAUUUCCACGAUAGUCUUGUCACUGUGCAAUGGCAAGGGAUGCACCCGCACUCUGUUGGUAAAAAAGGUGGUCAACAUUGACAUCAUUUUCCGAUA